Messenger RNA from Rhizoctonia solani, 1221 nucleotides. RefSeq names its product transport protein. Lineage: Eukaryota; Fungi; Basidiomycota; Agaricomycetes; Cantharellales; Ceratobasidiaceae. Gene Ontology annotation, biological process: transmembrane transport. The transcript is spliced from 9 exons. The coding region runs from base 1 to 1221 and encodes 406 amino acids. The record is from RefSeq and is a predicted model, not a curated record. Gene Ontology annotation, cellular component: membrane; endoplasmic reticulum.
AUGUCGAGCGAAGCAUCGAAUCUUCUCGAAGUUGCGAUUGGAUCGGCUGAGGCGUCGAUCUCUGUACUCCUUGUACUGGGGUUUGGAUAUUACGCCCAGUAUGCGGGCUGGGUCAACGAUCAAGGAGAAAAGCAAAUAUCACAUCUUUGCGUGACCGUAUUCCUCCCUGCUUUACUGUUCACGCAAAUAGGUCCCCACGCUACCCCGCAUAACCUCAUAGAUUAUGGCAUUAUUGUCCUGCUGUCCAUCUUUGCCAUGGUAGUUUCGUAUAUCGCCGGCAUCGCCUCUCGGCGCGUUUUCAAAUCUCCGAAGUGGACCAUAGCGGCAUUCAUCUUCAAUAACGCUACGAGUCUCCCUCUGCUCCUCCUGGACAGUCUGGAGAAGACUGGUACGAUAGGUAUUAUUAUCGGAAAGGGCGGUGGAAGUGUUUCAGAUGCAGUAACUCGUGGACGUACGUACCUACUUAUUGCUGCUCUAGUCGGAAAUGUAGGUCGGUUCGCUCUAGGCCCGGAUAUUAUGGGCCCCAAGAACAACGACCAUUCCGAUUUCCCCGGCGACCUAUCCGCCACAUUCCGACCUGUUCCAACGGAAGAGACCACCCCUCUGUUGUCGACUGCACGGGUGCACAACACUGCCUCUCGAACUUGGACAACCAUCAAGGAAUAUGGCAAGAGGACCUGGGAAUGGAUCGUGGAUUCAAUGAACCCGCCAUUGGUUGCUGCAGCUAUUGCUAUAGUCUUCGGGUUGAUUUCUCCCUUGCGUCAUGCAUUCUUUAGCAAGGGUGAGCCUCUGAAUGCCACUAUCACCCAAAGUGUAAAUUAUCUCGGAAAGUUGUAUACUGCUCUGCAAAUGUUUGUACUUGGUAGCAAGUUACGCUCCAAAUCUGGUGAUAAACUACCAAUACUAUCAACUUCCGUUCUCUUCAUCCAUCGAUUUAUUAUCAUGCCGGCGAUCAUGAUCAGUAUCGUUUAUUUCCUCCGCUCUACCUGGCCGUCUUACGUCGAGCGAGACCCCAUGCUUGAUUUCGUCCUGUCUAUCGUUGGGAUUGGCCCACCAGCCAUAACAUUGUCAGCGAUUUCUGAAAUGGCCGAGUUAGAAUCGCGCGAAGAUGCCCAAGUGUCUCGAUUGCUCAUGCUAUCGUAUAUUGUGACCCCGUUCAUCUGUGUGCCUAUUUCGGCCUCCGUAUACGUGAUUGGGCUUUUGGGGCUCGCAAACAAUUAA